GCCGCCGCCGCCGCCGGCGCGGCCACGGCUGCCGUGGCGGCUGUGGUGGCGUUACUGACGACCGCUGACGAGUGUGAAAAAACUGCCGUGGCACGCUGUGUUUACUCCGUUCAGGCACGACAACUACGGACAGCCGUACCCGGGGCAGGGCCCCCACCAGGGCCAGCCGCCCUACCCCCCCCCGGCCAGCACGCAAUGUACCAGCAGCAGCAGCAGCCGCAGCCACAGCCGAACUAUAAGCGACCCAUGGAGGGCAUGUACGGCCCGCCGGCCAAGCGGCACGAGAGCGAGGCCUACGGCCUGGCCUACCCGCCCAGCCGCCCUCCGACCCCUACGCGGGCUACCCCGUGCCGGGGGCCGCGGGGGCCUACGGGGACCGCCGGCCGCCCCCCACGCACGCCCCGGCCCCCGCCAGCCAGUUCCCCUUCGGCUACGCGCCGCCCGACCGCGCGCCCCCGCAAGCCCCCCAGGCCAUCGUGGGCGCCGACUCGGGCCCCCCCGGCGCAGGGGUCGGCGGGGGGCAACCGGGCUGGGGGCCGGCGCGCGCCGGGGGGGGGGCCGACGGGCGGCCCCGGGGACGCGCGUACCCCCCCUACCCGAGCCGCCCUCCUCGCAGGCCCCGCCGUACCCGGGGCGGCGGGGGGCGGCCGCGGCGCGGGCGAGGACGGGGGGGGCCCCCGCGGGGGAGCCGCCGGGCCCGCGGGCGCCGGGCGAGUGGCACUACGCGCAGAGGCCCGCGCCGUACCGGCGACGCCGGCGCCGCAGCCCCACGGCCACGCGACGCCCGGCCAGAGGCCUCAGUACCGCACGGCCGGCCCCGCCGGAUACCCGCAGGUGUCUCCGAGCAAGCCGCCGUACCUCUCCGCCGGCGGCGUGCGGAUGCAGAAGGUGGGGCCCCCCGUGCCGGCGUCGCAGCUGCCGGGGGCCCCCGCGCAAGGACCCCCCCUUCCCCCGGGAUGCGUGGAGGCGACGCAGGCGGCCGUGAAGGCGCGCCGCCGCCUCACCGCCAAGGACGUGGGCACCCCGGAGGCGUGGCGGGUGAUGAUGUCGCUCAAGUCGGGCCUGCUGGCGGAGAGCAGCUGGGCACUGGACUCCAUCAACGUGCUGCUGCACGACGACGCCACCGUCGCCAGCUUCAGCCUCUCGCAGCUGCCCGGCCUGCUGGAGCUCCUCGUCGAGUACCUGCGCCGCUGCCUCAUCCACAUCUUCGGCAUCCUGCGCGAGUGCGAGAUCGGGGGUCGCGCCGCUUACGACGACGACGACGACGACGAGGAGGAGGAUGAGGGGAGGAGCGGCGAGGACGGCGCCGCGCAGGACGCGGAGGAGCACGCGGCCGCCUGGGCCCCACUGGCGGGCCGCGCGACGGGGGGGCCCGCCCCCCGCCGGCCGCCGGGGCCGUCCGCCGAGCGCAAGCGCAAGCAGGCGAGCCGCUUCGACCCGCCGCUGGCGCUGGCUCUGGAGGACGCGGACGGGGCCUACGUGCUGGACCGCUCGGCCCGCCUGGGCCAGCCGCGGGAGUUCGACAGCGGCCUGCGGCACUGGCGGGUGGGCGGCGGCGACACCACGUGCCACAUCCAGACGCACUUCGAGCGCCGGGACGAGCGGCCCAGGAGCCCGGCGCCGCCGCGGCAACCGCAACAGUCACCGCAGCAGCAUGAGCAGCAGCAGCAGCAGCAGCAGCGACCGGCGCAGCAGCAGCGGCAGCAGAACGGGCCCGUGGAGGGCGCGCGGCCCAACGGCGAGAGCAACGGCGCGCGCGCGGACGGGGAGCCGGCGGGCGGGAGGGGGCGACGCGCCGCCCGUGCGGAACGGCACGGGCGGCGAGGAAGCGGCGGAGCGAGCGGCCGGGGGCGGCGAACCGGCGCCGGGCUCGCCGGACGGCGCCGGCCCUCGCCCGGGGGCAGCCCCAAGCCGGCGGCGAGGGCCGGGAACGACGCGGACCGCAGGCCGUCGGCCUCCAGCAGGCGGGAGACGGCGCAGCGGGGCCAGCGGCAGCAGCUGGGCCAGCAGCGGAAGCGGCAGCAGAUGCUGGAGGACGAGCCGCAGGGCCGCGACGAGGCGCCGCUGAGCCGCACGCGUCCCUGGCAGGAGUCGCUGGUGGGGCGCUGCGCCUGCGUCUCCAACAUCGUGCGCAGCCUGUCCUUCGUGCCGGGCAACGACGCCGAGAUGGCGCGCCACCCGGGCCUGCUGGUCAUCCUGGGCCGCCUCGUGCUGUUGUGCCACGUCCACCCCGACCGCCGGCCGCCGCUGCGCCAGUGCCGGCGCCCCCCGCCGGACGCCUCUGGCGACAGAAGCGGGGGGGGACGCAUCGCCGCCCCGCGGCCGCCGGCGAGGCGGGGGCCGAAGGAGGAGCGGGAGGAACCGGCGGCGACGAAGGCCGAGAACGGCCGGACGGCGGACGACGGCGACGGCGCCGCGCGCCGAGCCCGCCGACGGCGCCGGCAGGACGGAGCGGAGGCCGUGCGGCGGGGGCGACGCGUGGGGGGGUGGGGGGCGUGGGCCCCGGCGUCCGUGGUGCCUGCCGCCUGGCAGGAGGAGUGGCUGCUGGAGUGCGUGGAGACGCUGCGCGAGAACGCGCUGGUGACGCUCGCAAACAUCGCGGGCCGCCUCGACCUGUCGCUCUACGCCGAGAGCGUCUGCCUGCCGAUGCUCGACGGCCUCCUGCACUCCGUGUGCCCGGCGGCCGAGGCGCGCGACCCCUUCCCGUCGCUGGCGCCGUGCGCCGUGCUCUCGCCGCAGCGGCUCGCGCUGGAGACGCUGUCGAAGCUCGGCGUGCAGGAGGGCAACGUGGACCUCAUCCUCGCGACGCCGCCCUUCUCGCGGCUCGAGUGCCUCCUGAGCGCGCUGGUGCGCUUCGUGGCCGAGCGGCGCAACCCGGUGUGCCGCGAGAUGUGCGUGGCGCUGCUCGCCAGCCUCGUGCAGGGCGGCGGCGCCGACGGCGUGCCGGCCCGCGCCGUGGCGCGGCACAAGGGCACCGUGGGCAGCCUCGUGUGCUUCCUCGAGGACGGGCUGAUGGCUGCGCUGCAGCAGACGCAGCAGCAGACGCAGCAGACGCAGCAGCAGCAGCAGGCGCAGCAGCAGGCGUGGGACAUGCUGCGGCGUGCCGCCGGCGUGCUGCUGGCGCUGGCCAGGCUGGACGGGUGCCGCGCCGAGUUUGUGCUGUACGAGGGCCGGCUGCUGGACCUCGCCAUUGUCGCACAUCCUCAACCCCUACAUCUCCCCGUCGUGGCCGACGUGCUUUACGUGCUGGGCCACACGUGA
Lethenteron reissneri (Far Eastern brook lamprey) is the source of this 3261-nucleotide messenger RNA. RefSeq names its product AT-rich interactive domain-containing protein 1B-like. Gene Ontology annotation, biological process: chromatin remodeling; positive regulation of DNA-templated transcription; regulation of transcription by RNA polymerase II. Gene Ontology annotation, cellular component: SWI/SNF complex; nBAF complex; nucleoplasm. NCBI's taxonomy places the organism in Eukaryota, Metazoa, Chordata, Hyperoartia, Petromyzontiformes, Petromyzontidae. The record is from RefSeq and is a predicted model, not a curated record. Gene Ontology annotation, molecular function: nucleosome binding.